UUUUUUUCUUCUUUACAUUAUAAACAUGGUUGUAAACGCUUUUACCCUUCAACGCAAAUACCCUCAACUUCAGGUCAAUGACAUUAACAAACUGAUUGACCAGUUCGCUGAAAUAGACUUGGACGGAGAUGGUUAUCUCGACCAAAAAGAAAUUCAAAAGGCUUGUAAAGAAACUGGUUACAGUGACAAUUAUGAUGAAAUUCGUGCUACUCUUAAAGACGUCAGUACCAAUGCCGCUGGUAAAAUUGAUGUGGAAGAAUUUAUCGAGCUCGCAGCAAAGUUAAAGGAUGGUCGUAACAAGGGUGCUUUUGAUGUUCAUCAAAACAAGAUCAAGGUCCAUGGUACCAAUGCUAAUGUAACACAUACAAUUAAUGAGGAUGAACGUUCUGAAUUUACCCGACACAUCAAUGGUGUGCUUGCUGGUGAUGUACAUAUUGGCAACCGUUUCCCCAUUCCCACCAACACAAUGCAAUUAUUUGACGAGUGCAAAGACGGUCUUAUUCUUUGUAAGUUGAUUAACGAUGCUGUACCUGACACCAUUGAUGAACGUGUUUUGAAUGCUGGUAAAAAGAUCAACAAUUUCCAAAUGGUGGAAAACAACAAUAUUGUAAUCAAUUCAGCCAAAGCCAUUGGUUGCUCUGUGGUUAACAUUGGUUCAACUGAUUUAAUUGAAGGACGUGAGCAUUUGAUUCUGGGUUUAAUCUGGCAAAUCAUUAAACGCGGACUUUUAAGCAAGAUUGAUAUCAAGCAACAUCCCGAAUUAUACAGACUCUUGGAAGAUGGUGAAACAUUGGAAGACUUCUUAAAGUUACCUCCUGAUCAAAUCUUAUUAAGAUGGUUCAAUUAUCAUUUGAAGGCAGCUGGUUGGGAAAGACGUGUAAAGAAUUUCUCCAAGGAUGUGGCCGAUGGUGAAAAUUAUACCGUCCUUUUGAACCAACUCAAGCCAGAAUCCUGUUCUCGUGCCCCACUUAGCGAACGCGAUCUUUUACGUAGAGCAGAAAUGAUCUUGUCCAACGCUGAAAAGAUUGGUUGCCGUAAAUACUUGACUCCUACUGCUUUAAUCGCCGGUAAUCCUAAAUUGAAUUUGGCCUUUGUCGCUCAUCUCUUCAACACCCACCCUGGAUUGGAACCUUUGUCCGAAGAAGAAGCUCCCGAGAUUGAAGAAUUUGAUGCCGAAGGCGAGCGUGAAGCCAGAAUGUUCACACUUUGGCUUAAUAGUUUGAACGUGGAUCCCGGUGUCUACAACUUGUUUGAGGAUUUACAGGAUGGUUUAGUCUUAUUACAAGCAUUUGAAAAGGUUGUUCCCGGUAGUGUCAAUUGGCGCAUGGUGGGUAAGAAGCAACCUCUUUCCCGAUUCAAGCAAAUUGAAAAUUGUAAUUAUGCCGUCAGUCUUGGUCAAGAACUCCGAUUCUCACUCGUGGGUAUUCAAGGAGCUGAUAUUGUGGAUGGACAAAAGACCUUGACCUUGGGUUUAACAUGGCAAUUGAUGCGAGAGAAUAUCAUUCAUACCUUGCAAUCACUCACAAAGGGUGGUCGCUCUAUUUCCGACAGUGAUUUGGUGCGUUGGGCUAACGAGACAGUGCAACGUGGAGGUAAAUCUAGUAAGAUGACAUCCUUCAAGGAUCGCACACUUUCUACGGGUAUCUUUUUCUUGGAUGUGCUGAAUGGUAUUAAGCCUGGAUACGUGGAUUAUAACUUGGUGACAAGCGGAAGAACUGAAGAAGAUGCAUUUAACAAUGCUAAACUUGCUAUUUCCAUUGCUCGUAAAUUGGGCUCCACUAUUUUCCUUGUGCCCGAGGAUAUUGUUGAAGUCAGAGCAAAGAUGAACUUGACUUUUAUUGGUAGCUUAAUGCAAGUAGAUAGAGAAAUCAAUCAUUAAGCCCAAACUCUAUCCAUUGUGAUUGACUGUACUAAUAGGCUGCAUAUGCCACCACUCCUUUUAUUUUAAUAAACAAAAAAGAAAGAUCAAUUAACGAUUAAUUCUACAAAGGCGUCGUGUGUGCAUGUCACAGUGAGCAUUUAUAGCAUGUGUUUACCCCUUAUUUCCCACAUUUACUUUAUUGUAUGUGUGUUACCAAGGUCACUGUCUCAAAUGAUGUAGUCAUGUGGCUCCCACACUAAGGGGGCGCUGCUGUUGUUGUUGACAAAAUAGAAAUAUGCGCACUCAAGAUCUACAAAAAAAAAAAACUUAUUUGUGUGGCUCGUUUUUAUUUUCUAUAUAAGUUUGCAUCGAUUUUUCUAAAUAAACUAGCGUGUGACUCUUUCCCCUUUUUUCUUUUUUUUUUUUCUUUCUCUUAGAAAAUGGUUUCUGCUAUACAUAAUCAUCAAGAUUGGCAAUGCAAAGCAGAAUAU
Mucor mucedo is the source of this 2352-nucleotide messenger RNA. Its product is annotated as fimbrin. Gene Ontology annotation, biological process: actin filament network formation; actin filament bundle assembly. The transcript is spliced from 6 exons. Bases 26 to 1879 code for a protein of 617 amino acids. The record is from RefSeq and is a predicted model, not a curated record. Gene Ontology annotation, molecular function: calcium ion binding; actin filament binding. Gene Ontology annotation, cellular component: actin filament bundle; actin filament; cytoplasm. NCBI's taxonomy places the organism in Eukaryota, Fungi, Mucoromycota, Mucoromycetes, Mucorales, Mucoraceae.